Syngnathus acus (greater pipefish) is the source of this 7609-nucleotide messenger RNA. It is a transcript of the gene hivep3b, whose product is annotated as transcription factor HIVEP3. Gene Ontology annotation, molecular function: RNA polymerase II cis-regulatory region sequence-specific DNA binding; DNA-binding transcription factor activity, RNA polymerase II-specific. Gene Ontology annotation, cellular component: nucleus. Gene Ontology annotation, biological process: regulation of transcription by RNA polymerase II. The transcript is spliced from 12 exons. The record is from RefSeq and is a predicted model, not a curated record. The coding region runs from base 895 to 6690 and encodes 1931 amino acids. Lineage: Eukaryota; Metazoa; Chordata; Actinopteri; Syngnathiformes; Syngnathidae.
GGCGGUGCCGCCGGACCUGCCGCGCGGAGUGGUGCGGAGCCGGAGUGUGUUCUGCGUGAUGUUGUUUUGUUGUGGCCGUCAGCUGAAUGUGGACCCGCUGUCCGCUCUGACACAGCGGCGGGAAGCCCCCUGACCCCCCCUUGACCCUCCCUCCACAGGACCCGUAGGCUCGGAGAGCGGCUCCAUCCGCGCAUCACAAUCCAGGAAAUGCGGACCGCUGGCCCGUUCGCCACCGGAUAAAUGGCUGCAGCGCUUUUACAGUAGCAAACUGAACAGGCAAGAUGGGUACCGCACAGCAGUCGAUUUAGGAAAUUUGGUGAGGCGAUCCAAACUGCUUCCACCUUGUUUGCACCAUAUUGGAAGCCCCCCCUAAACAAUUGAAUAAUUCUAAAUGAAUCAAGGUGCAACAGCGCAUGCAAGAUGGAUCUAAAAAGGGGCCUGGAAUGGAUCGUUGGCAUUUCCAUUCGUUCCAAUGGGCAAAGAUGUUUUGAAACGCGAAUGAUUUGAGAGCCUGUGAAGCGUCUCUGAGGGGGAAGACCAGACUGCUCUGUCAGAACUCUUCACCCAUCGACGCUAUUGUGGACCAGCAAAGAAGACACGGAAAAGAUUUUGAAUUGGCUGUUAGGAUGGCUGCAGCUGGGCAGACGAAGAGUUUCUCGAUACCAAGAGCUGAACUAUGUUUACUUACGUCAGUGCUGCUCCAGGGCACAUUUUAACAAUGCCUCACUUGGUCCUCUUGAAUAACUUCAGGCCCACGCUGAUAGAGGCGCUUUGGUGUGAUUUACAAUCACCGUCCACAACCCCUUGUCUCUGACCUCCCUGCUGCCAUGUGAUUAGCCCCAUGAGGCUCCAAGAGCCCUUGCGUGUGUGUCUGUGAGGCCUCCUCCUCACCCUAUGGAGGCUGAGCCCAGCCAUCCGGGUGAUGGGGAUCGCUCUGGAAGACAAGAGCAGCAGCAUGUGACGACGGAAUCCUCCUUUGAGUCUUCUCCGCAGCCCCAGCAGCUAACGAAUCCUCGUCCGGUACACAGAGCUUUGGGGCGACUGCAAACCCGCCAACCCAAACGUGCUGAUCUUCUUCGGUUACAACAGCAAGCAGUAGCAUGGCAGCAUACGGAAAACCCAGGUCCUUCAGGAGGCAGCUUUUUCUCUCCAGGUUCCGCAUCAACUUCAUCUCAUCACUCUUCAUCCUCCACCCAGGUUGAACAUGGCCAAAAGAUCUCGCAUCAGUCAAGCCAAGAGACAAAAGAAGGGGUUAGCUCUCCUAGGAAAGGAGAGAAGAAACCUCAAAAACCAGGGAAAUAUGUGUGCACUUACUGCGGUCGUCCAUGUGCCAAGCCGAGUGUUCUUCAGAAACACAUUCGCUCCCAUACAGGUGAAAGACCUUAUCCUUGCGCCCCUUGCGGCUUUUCUUUCAAGACCAAGAGUAACCUAUACAAGCACCGAAAGUCCCACGCCCAUCGCAUCAAAGCAGGCCUUGCAUCCAGUCGAGACGAACCCAGUUUAAGCGGGCCGGACUGCAGAGGAAUCGGAGAAGACGUUGAGGAACAUACAGAAGGAGAAAGCACUGAGUCAGAAGAUGAGACAGGCCACCACAAAAAGUCUUCUCAGGAGAUUUUGGCCCGGCAGAAGAAACGUGGUAAGGAGCCACCAGGAGGAUCGGAGGAGAGCCAGAAGCCUGAAGAUACUCAAGCUGUCAAGCAAAGGCUCGCAUUGAGGCUUAGUGAAAGAAAACGUGGACCAAUAGCUUCACCCGAUGAUCCUCCUUCAUCCCUCUCAACUUCAUCUUCUUCUCUUGGCCCUGGCAGUAAAGGCAGCACAGAGUCUGGUUACUUUUCCGGAUCUGGAAGCACCGAUCUGUCCCAUCUUAGCCCUCCUAGUGCAAGUGCCAAAACCUACGCGGAAAUCAUUCUUGGGAAAUAUGGAAGGUUGGGAGGACAGCAGCGUACUUCACAUCCACAACAUUCUCAGUCCCCGCUCUCCUCACUGUCUGGAACAGAGGAAAAGAGUAUUCCCUUUGCUGUCCCCAAAACUCAAGUCAUAGAACACAUCACAAAGCUUAUAACCAUCAAUGAAGCCGUGGUAGACACCAGUGAGAUUGACAGCGUGAAGCCCAGGCGCUCUUCUCUAUCCAGGAAAAGUAGCCUCGAGUCACCCAAAUCGACUACCCCCAAAGACCCCUACAUCUUCGACCCUAAGGGAGAAGCGCCUGGUCCCAGUGGGUUAAGGCACCUUCAGAAUCCAGAAACAGACCAACCAAUCACAUUGUCCACAGUGCCCCUUCUACGAAGCCGCUCGAUGCCAUCAUCAAGCAGUCAAUUAGAAUCUUCUGCAUCUGGAACAAGGUCCAAAAGAGGCUACCGUCUCUGCCAUUCGUUUGACGAGCAGCAGGCCAUGACGACGGAGAUUAAUAUCGGUCAUGCCCACCGUAUGUUAAGGCGACAACCUGCCAUAGAGGUUCCCUUGGGAUCUGAACUUAUGCUGGAGGAGAUUCCCCCGAACCCUUCCCCUUCAACCAGUGUCUCUGACACAACCAGUCAUCCAGAACAACAAGCACCACAAAAUCCAUUUGAAUGCAAAGUAUGUGGAACAUGCCUCCAGCAUGCUGAUAGCUUCAGAACCCACCAAGGUGUGUGCAUGGCCCAGCAAACACUGGAACAGGAGAGCGGCGAUCCAAGUAAAACCGGCAGAGACGAUCGCCCUCAGAUGAUGAUGCACUAUAAGUUCAGAGCACUGGCAAUGGCUGUGAGGAAGAGGAGGAAAGAGGAGAGUAUAGAAGAGGAUCUUCCAAGUCCUGGGUCCGGAACCGUGUCAGGGAGUUCUGCAGGCAUCAUUCCAGUGGCAGGCCCACCAGGACCCAGCCAAGCGCUCUCAGGUGGUACCGUACAGACGGAGUCGGGACAACAGCAACAUCGAGAUCGGAAGGGCGUGUCUGUAAUCCAGCACACAAGUUCCUUUGAAAAGCAAGAGAGCCUCUCGAUGGAAAGCGAGGGCUCAGAUGUGAAAGAGGUUCACCAAGCACAACAACCUCAUCCCAAACCAUCACCUUCUGCAUCUCGCCUCAUCCGCCAGCCCAACAUUCAAGUGCCAGAGAUUCUUGUUACAGUGGAGCCCGAUACCGACAUGCCAUCUGUGUCACCACCAGUGACCGCGUCUUCCUCUAAGGAGGCAGAUAAAGUGGAGGAGUUUCAGUGGCCGCAACGUAGCCAGACUCUUGCCCAGCUCCCUGCAGAGAAAUUGCCCCCAAAAAAGAAAAGACUCCGCUUAGCCGAGGCAGCGCAAUCCUCUGGGGAGUCUAGCUUUGAGUCUGUGUCCUUGCCUCGCAGCCCCAGUCAGGAGAGCAGCAUGUCCCACACUUCAAGUCUUUCUGCUUCUUAUGAGGAUCCCACGAGGUCAGAGCCUACAGUCUGGGGCACCGGUAGCCAAAGUACCCAAAUGUUGACAGUGCCAUCUACUUCCCAACAACACAACCAAAGCCACAAGGAAAUGAGGCGAUCAGCUUCAGAGCAAGCGCCUCAGAAACCAGAGCAGGUCUCCGAUAAUAGAAGUAAAUCUUUUGACUUGGGAUCCUUAUCCUCUCAGCAGUCGGCAUCCUCCUGGAAAGAACGGCGCAAGUGUCUUCUUGUGAAGCACGCGACCUUAGGGGAACCAGAGCAAGAGGAUGGAGCCAGAGCGGAGAGUCCAAAGCCUGGGCCGUCCCACUCGAGUCAUCCUCUUUUCUAUUCAAGCUCCCACUUCAACCCGGAAGAGACAGGGAAUGUCUUACAGUUGUUACAGCCACGAGAUAUUCCUCCUUCUCAUGAAAUCGUCCAACAGACAUUACAUCCGGGACCUCGAUCCCAGCUCCUCCCAGUCACCACCAUGUGCCAGUUUAGAACCUUUUUACAUUCGCAAACCGAUGGACCUCUACAGGUACACCCAAUGCAGAUCCACAUGGCUGAACAAAUGGGUAUACCAUUCCACCAGCUCCCUGCUCUAGUUCCUGUCCAGUUUCCUCUCAGUGUGAGUCAGUCCCUGUGCCUCCCCGCCCCGCCAAUACAUUCCGCAGACGGAAGCACCGCUUACCCCUACCCGCGCCCCCUCAUUGCCACAUGUGUGGCACAGCUCACACCAUCGGUGUCUCUUGUGGUUCCGGUCCGCCUCCAAACCCACAUACCUACCUAUACACGAGCCAUGUACACCACCCUGUCCCAGAUCCUGACCUCCGCUUGUCCACGGGAGCCUAUUUCAUGCACGACCAUGACAAUCAUGGGCAAAAUAGAAAGGGACAAGUUCCAGAGGUCUUAUUUGAAGGUCCCCACACCAAACAUUAAGAUCCACCUUCCUGGGGAACUGCAGUCACCUUUUGUCGAGGAGUACGGUCCACUUGGAGCCGGGGGGAGUAAACGUAUGCUCUCACCUGCAGCCAGUCUUGAGCUCAGUACUGAGGCCCAACGUCACCAGAAAAGGGUCAAAGAGGAAGGGGAAGGGGAGCGACACAAGCCUGAAGGAGAGGUGGAGGAUGUCGACAGUAAGAUACAGAAGGAAGGAGGAAGUCAAACUGGUGGGGAACAACUCGAAGAGGUUGAGAAGAAAAAGGAGCUUGCAAGCAUCUCCACACCUGUAAAAAAAGAAGGGGAGCUCAAUCCUAGGCAAUUUAACAAGGAGGAAAAACAUGUGGAUGAAGCCAUUGUGAGAAGUCAAAAGGAGGAGGAGCUUAAGGAGAUGGGGAUCGGAAGAGCAACCGCCCGUUCAUACCCGAGCCUAGACACGUUAACCUCUGUCAACUGGUGCUACCUGAACUAUGUUAAACCCAACCCAACUGUUCAGAGGGACCCUCGCAACUCAGUCUAUUCUACCUGGAGUGUCAGCGGACACAACCCAAACUUGCCAGGUGUCAGCACUAAGGUGGCCUUGUCUCUGCUGUGCUCCAAACAGAAGUUUAGCAGAGAGACGUAUACCGUCGCCACGGCUCCAAACCUAGCCAAAACGGAAAAUCCCCCCGCAAGUAGCAGCACCCCACGAAUGUCAGAGGUACAUCCGAUCACAGCCCGUUCCUCCAGCGACGUAACAGAUCACCAGCAUGAAAAAGAGGAGACUAAAGACACAAGGGAAGAGGAGAGACCUUCCACCUCAAAACAGUGCGAAACAUCUCGCGUUCGCAUCUUUGAAGGCGGGUAUAAGUCUAACGAAGAGUAUAUUUACGUUCGAGGGCGUGGCAGAGGAAAGUACAUAUGCGGGGAGUGCGGCAUCCGCUGUAAGAAGCCCAGCAUGCUGAAGAAGCACAUCCGAACACACACCGAUGUCCGUCCGUACAUUUGCAAACACUGCAACUUUGCCUUCAAAACCAAAGGGAACCUUACCAAACACAUGAAGUCAAAAGCUCAUGGGAAAAAGUGCCAGGCGAUGGGAGUGUCCGAACCGUCCGCCGAUGAACCGGAGAGCGAGGAAACAGCAGGGAGUGAUGAACGUGCGUGCUACUCUGAGGAACAGGAAGAGCACCAGUUUUCCAACGCGGAGGAGUCCGAGGACGAUGAUGACGACGAUGAUGACGACGACGACGACGAUGGGGAAGAGUCUCACGAGGAACCCCCUUCUUCCUGUUCAUCGGAUACCUUGCCGUCAACAGGGGGUCGCUCCAAAUGCAGCGCUCGCUCCCCGCAGUGUACUCCGGAGCCCGAGCUAAGUCCGACCCCGGGUCUGGAGACCUCCCAAAGAGGGGCUCUGAACAGCAGACGAGCCGCUUCGCCGGGCAGCAGGAGAGCUCUGUUCUCCCGACGGAGCUGGAAGGCAUCACCAAGGACCUUCUCCCCUAGCAGCGAGAGCUGUUCCCCCAGUCACAGCCUCUCCCCCCGCCUGGAGCUGUCCUCACCCAUGCACAGCCUGUCCCCGAGAGCAGAACUACCCUCACCCGGGCGCCAAGUAUCACCCUCCCCCGAAAGAGGACCGUCUCCCAUCAGGCCCGUUUCGCCGCAUCGUCCCAGCUUGCCGGGCUGCUACAGGUUAUCACAAGCUAGGACCCCACCCUUGCCGAUUGGAGUGCAGCAGCGGACCCUUGGAUACCUUCCUUGGGACCACCACGGCACAAAGACUACUCAGAUGAAAGUAGACAGAAGUGGCACUGCAACGGACAGGCACUCAUUGGCAGACACCUUCUUAUUCCCGCCUGCUUUUCGUAUUUCCACGUGCGAGGGUUAUCCCGGCCACCGAGCAGCGGACAACAUCUUCAGCCAUCUUCCAAUGCACUCGCAACAAGCCAAGGUCCCCUAUUUGAUGAUUCCCAUCGGUGGGAUUCAAAUGGUCCAAGCCAGGCCAAGGUCUAAUCCUUCCACUCCCUUGACCCCGAUGUCUCCUUCCGCGGAGGGGCCAUCACCGGCCAGACUUGACUCACUCUGGGGCGGGACCCCAGGACCUCAAGGGAGUAGGACUCCUGGGAGUUACUGGCCAGUGGACUACCAGGCAGCAGGAAGCAGCCAGUCAGGACAAAUCAUGUGUUCCAAACUGGAGUUGGAGACCACGGACUCAAAGCAAUAUGGCAGCUCACAAAGCUCCGCCCACACGUGCAGGCGCGCUACUGAGUCGAGCCAACGUCGCAGCGAAGACGGACGCACCUUCAGUCUAGCAGCCCCUGAAUCAGAGCGCCUGAUUGGACAGCAGCCAGAGACUGAGAGCAGAGCGACGGUGGACGCAGCUAGAGAAAAGCGGAGCACCUAAUUCGAUGCAUCUCCAACUUGCUUUUCCAGUCGCUACAUUCGUCUUGUUUUUUUUUUUCCAAUUGCUUUCUUUUUUAUACAGUUUUCAAUACUAUUGUUAACUUAAAUGUUUGUUCUUUGGCAAUAUUCAGGUUUGUCAUAAAAAAUGCACUUUUUGUUUUCUUUGUGGAAAAUAAUGUUUCUGUAAUGUAUAUAUACAAGAAUUAUAUAUGAUUAUACACACACACACACACGAUUGAUACUGGUAAUGCUACUGUCUGUUUGAAUAUAUGUCAAGAGUAAUACAAACAUGUGUAAAUGACCAAAAUCUUAAAUCAAACUGAAUUACUCCCCCCACUUCCACCCCCCCCUCAGUAUUACUCCACUUAUAGUUACUUGUGCCUUUUCUGUCCAGGUUUGUGUUUUGAGGUGUAUAGUACAGAUAGAAAAUGAGAAGGCUGUGAAAUUUUAUAUUGGACUUUUGUGUCAUCAAGGAAGAUUUAUAUUUGGUGUUUUGUUUUUGUUCUUAAUACUGUUGCUUUAAUUCCAGGGUAACCAAGAGUCACAUCGACGAUUUGUUGAAGGAGCAGCAGAAACUUGUCAAAGGAAUUGCACUGAAGUUCUAUUUUUUAUUGUAAGAGACUUUGGAUGAGAAAUCUCCUUACAGGGAAGAGCGCUCCUUAUUUAUUGCUAUUUGAUGACAAUGAUCAUUGUUUCGGAAUUGUUGUUGUUGCUGUUGUUGUUUUAUUUUUACUCUGUUCAACGGGAAAAGAAUGUUUCCUUUUCUUACUUUUUUUCCAUGAUAUUAAUGCAAUUUCAAUUGGGGACAAAGAUAAGGGAUGGAGUUUGAUUGGUACCGGCGGAUUAAGUGCCCUGCAAAUUUUACACAGCAAAAUUUGCAGUCAUUGGCAAAAAAAUAAAUAAAAAUAUUGCACCAAAGA